Molecule: messenger RNA, 7149 nt
Organism: Thamnophis sirtalis
Lineage: Eukaryota; Metazoa; Chordata; Lepidosauria; Squamata; Natricidae
Source: RefSeq, a predicted model, not a curated record
AUGGGUAGCAGCCUGGCGGGGCCGGGCAUUGCGCUCCUCUUAGCGGUGCUGCUCGUUCCAGGGCGGCGGUCCGGGUCGGAGGCGGCGGGGGGUUGUUCUGGUUGUGGAAAAUGUGACUGCAAUGGAGUAAAGGGGCAAAAAGGUGAAAGAGGUUUGCCAGGUUUACAAGGCUUAGUUGGAUUUCCUGGAGUACAAGGACCAGAAGGGCCUCCAGGAGCCUCCGGAACAAAGGGUGAUACUGGAGAACCAGGACUACCAGGAACAAAAGGAACGAGAGGGCCUCCUGGUUCAGCAGGCUAUCCUGGGAAUCCUGGCCUUCCGGGCAUCCCUGGAGGUGAUGGCCCGGCUGGUCCUCCUGGGAUCCCAGGAUGCAAUGGAACAAAGGGAGAAAGAGGUUCUCAUGGCCCACCUGGUUUACCUGGCUUACCUGGCAAUCUCGGACUUCCAGGAGUUCCAGGAAUAAAGGGAGACCCAGGAGAAAUUAUUUCAAUCCUGCCAGGUGGUUUUCAAAAGGGUGAGAAAGGAUUGCCUGGACAUACUGGACAACCAGGAACACCUGGACUUCCAGGUAAUACUGGUCCUAUUGGACCACCUGGACCUCCUGGAAGACAUGGUAUUCCUGGGCCACCUGGACCUCCAGGUGAGAAGGGUCAUAUGGGCUUGAGUUUCCAAGGUCCACAAGGGGAAAAGGGUGAGCGUGGUGUCAUGGGCCCCCCUGGUCCCCAAGGAACAGAUACCCAGCAUCAAGAGAAAGGGACCAUCGUCAUACAGGGAGACAAAGGUGAUCCUGGUGAAAAAGGUGACGAUUGCAUUCCAGGAAGGCCUGGAAAAGAUGGAGAGGAUGGAGAGAAGGGAGAACGUGGCAAGCUAUUCCAGGACCAGCUGGUUUUCCUGGUGAAAGAGGGAGAAAAGGUGACCAGGGGCCUCCUGGAACAUCUUUGCCUGGGCCAAAAGGAAGAGAUGGAUUUACAGGACCUCGUGGUUCACCUGGGCCUCCAGGCCUCCCUGGUGGAACAGAUGGAAUUGGGUGUGAACGUGGUCUACCUGGUGACCCAGGUCUUCAAGGCACCCCAGGACAGUCAGGCUACACAGGAGAAAGAGGAGAGAAAGGGACCUCCUGGUGUACCUGGUUUGAUAGGAAUCCCAGGACCAAAAGGAGAACCUGGAGAGAUUUUCUAUGACUCCAUUGUAAAAGGUGAAAAAGGAGAACCAGGAUUACCUGGACAUCCAGGUACUCCUGGCAAAGAAGGAAGGCCAGGAAAGGAUGGUGUCCCUGGCAGCCCAGGACCUAAAGGAGCAUCUGGAACCAUUGGAUUAAAAGGAGACCGUGGACUCCCAGGGAUAAGUGGUUUACCAGGGUCUCCUGGAGACAGAGGUUUCCCUGGUCCUCCAGGAGUUGGGAAUCCUGGACCACAGGGUGAUAAAGGAGAUAAGGGAGUUCCUGGAAUCCCUGGGACCUCUGGACUUCCAGGUCCCAAAGGUGAGGCUGGACGUGUUAUUUCUCUCCCUGGUCCCCCUGGAGCGAGAGGUUUUCCUGGACCUGCUGGAAAUCCAGGCUUCCAAGGUGACAAGGGAGACCCAGGGAUCCCAGGAAGACCUGGUCUGCCAGGUGAAAAAGGUCUGGCAGGGCCUCCUGGAAUUGGAUUUCCUGGCCCUUCAGGGCCCCCAGGCUUUCCUGGUCAGCCAGGUCCACAAGGUUCAAGAGGAGAGAAGGGAGAACAUGGUUCCCAAGGCGUGCCAGGUGCAUCUGGCGCCAAAGGACAGAAGGGCGAAGCUGGAUUAGGUCUCCCAGGUCCUAAAGGUUUUCCUGGUCCCCGAGGACGAGAUGGCAUUCCUGGAUCAAAAGGUGACCAGGGAUAUCCUGGUGUGUCAGGGGAGAAAGGAUUUCCUGGCAUACCUGGUCAGCCAGGAUCUCAAGGUGAAUUGGGUCCUCCUGGAUUACCAGGUGUACAGGGUUCCCCUGGUGAACCCCAGAUGGGCUCUCCUGGCCCCCCUGGCCCUUCAGGACAAUCUGGGCCUCCAGGACCAAUAGGACCACCAGGAAUCAAAGGUGAGAGAGGCCACCCGGGUAUCCCUGGGCUAGAUACGCCAGGACCUAAAGGAGACAAAGGGACGCCAGGAACACAAGGUCUGUCAGGUGUGCCAGGGUUGCCAGGCUUACCUGGCUUACAGGGGCAACAAGGACAUCCAGGUGUUCCAGGAGUGAAAGGAGAAAUGGGAAUUAUGGGUACCCCUGGAAUUCAAGGUCUACCUGGUCCUAUAGGAACUCCUGGAACUCCAGGUGAAAAAGGUAGCCUAGGUUUUCCUGGAGUGGCAGGACCAAGAGGUGAUCCAGGUUUAAAAGGUGAAAAAGGCGAAGUUGGACUCCCAGGGGAGCCAGGAAAAAUGGAAAAGGUUGACAUGGAAAACAUGAAAGGCCAAAAAGGAGAACAAGGAGAUAAAGGAACAAAAGGGUUAAUAGGAGAAAAAGGAACUCCAGGAAUCUCUGGCAGGCCAGGAAUGCCAGGAAAGGAUGGGGAUCCUGGUUUACCAGGCCAAGCAGGACCAAAAGGAGAUUCGGGCAGUCCAGGAUUCCAGGGUGAAGCAGGAUUUCCUGGAGAAAAAGGAUCAAUGGGUGAAAUGGGUUUACCAGGGCUACCUGGAGAAAAAGGGUUUCAAGGCCUUCCAGGUGAGGCGGGUCAGUCAGGAUUUCCUGGAGUUAAAGGUGAAAAAGGACGUAAAGGAGACUCUGGACUUCCUGGAAUUGGCUUCCCUGGAGCUCCUGGUGAGAAGGGUGAACAAGGAUGGCCGGGCAAUUCAGGCUUACCUGGAGACAAAGGUGAAAAGGGUAUUCCAGGUAUUUCAGGCAUCCCUGGAUCCCCAGGCAUCAAAGGGCAGUCUGGCCUUCCAGGUUCUCCAGGUGUUCCAGGACUGGCAGGUGAAAAGGGACAGAAAGGAACCCCAGGCUUUAGUGGUGUUCCAGGCUUAAAAGGACAACCAGGUGACCCUGGAGUACAGGGCCCACAUGGAACUGCUGGAGAAAAAGGUGAGCCUGGUUUUGAUGGAAUCCCAGGCACUCCUGGUUCAAAAGGUGAUUCAGGUCUUCCAGGUAGAGGAUUUCCUGGAAUUCCAGGUGGAAAAGGAGAAAGAGGUCCUAAAGGAGAUGUGGGCUCUCCAGGGAGUCCUGGGAGUUCAGGAGUUCCUGGCACAAAGGGAGACAUUGGAUUUGUUGGCCCACAAGGUCCCCCAGGCCAACCAGGCAUUCCUGGGUUGCCAGGGAAUAUUGGAGAGGGCCCCAAGGGUGACCGGGGGCCCCAAGGGCAACCAGGGCUUCAAGGACUUCCUGGGCCUCAAGGAUUUCCAGGAGUUUCAGGAUUACCAGGAGAAAAAGGAGAAAAGGGAAGUCAAGGUUGGCCAGGGCAAUCUGGGCAACCUGGACCCAAAGGUGACCUGGGAGUUCAAGGAAUCCCUGGCAGUCCUGGUUUCCCUGGAACUACUGGUCAAAAAGGUGACAUGGGACCUCCUGGAAUUCCGGGUCCCCAAGGUCUAAAAGGUUCUUCUGGUUUUUUGGGAUCCAAGGGAGUACAAGGUGACCAAGGGUUUCCUGGAAAUAAAGGUCUGCCAGGCCCACCAGGUCCUCCAGGCCCUUUUCAACUUCUGAAAGGUGAACCAGGCCUACCUGGCACUCCAGGCCCUGCUGGCCCCAAAGGAAUUCCUGGUUUUCCAGGACCAAAAGGACAACAAGGUGUCACAGGACCAUCGGGUUUGACUGGCCCCCCAGGAAUACAGGGAAUUGACGGCACACCUGGUCAGAAAGGAGAUAAGGGCCCUGUGGGUCCUACAGGUCCGAGAGGCUUUCCUGGUCCCCCUGGUCCUGAAGGCAUGCCAGGGGUGAUGGGUCCACCGGGCAGACCCUCUAUGGCUCACGGUUUCCUCGUGACCAGGCACAGCCAAACCACAGAGGACCCCUCCUGUCCAUUUGGGACAAGGGUCAUGUUCUAUGGAUAUUCUUUGCUUUAUGUACAAGGCAAUCAACGGGCCCAUGGUCAGGACUUAGGCUCUGCUGGAAGCUGUCUACGUAAAUUCAGCACAAUGCCUUUCCUAUUCUGCAACAUUAACAAUGUCUGCAAUUUUGCUUCAAGAAACGAUUAUUCUUAUUGGUUGUCAACUCCUGAGCCCAUGCCAAUGAGCAUGGCUCCUCUAACAGGAGACAGCAUCAGGCCUUUCAUCAGCAGGUGUGCUGUGUGUGAGGCUCCUUCUAUGGUGAUAGCAGUCCACAGCCAAACAGUUCAAAUCCCACCAUGUCCAGAAGGCUGGAACUCUCUGUGGAUCGGCUACUCCUUUGUGAUGCACACCAGUGCAGGGGCAGAAGGCUCCGGCCAAGCACUGGCCUCCCCGGGCUCCUGCCUUGAAGAGUUCCGCAGUGCACCCUUUGUUGAAUGCCAUGGAAAGGGCACCUGCAAUUAUUACGCCAAUGCCUACAGCUUCUGGCUUGCCACAAUUGAGAGGAAUGAAAUGUUCAAGAAACCUACAUCUUCCACACUGAAGGCUGGAGAACUGCACUCAAAUAUUAGCCGCUGCCAAGUUUGUAUGAAAAGAACAUAAUGACUACCCUAUUGUACCUAAUUUCACAGUAUGGUGCUAUUUUGUUAACAGCAAUGAAGCUUAGGCGUAUAUUCCUAUGUACCUCAUUGUUACCAGGUAUAAAGCCAUUAAGUGCCCUACAGGAAACUGCCUGACUGAAUUCUCUGUUUUUUUGGCUUUUAUUUGCUGAAGAUACAGUGGAGACAAUGCUUCAAAUGGCACUCUUGAAGAAACCUGAUUUUUGUAUGUCAGUGUGAUGCACUGAAACCUGGCUCUAAAUUCACAAGUGGGAGGAAGGAUCCAGUUCUGGGAGUUCCACAACUCCACAAUUCCCUUUUUUCCAUAUGUAUGCUUUAUAUAUAUAUGGGGUUCUAUCAUAGUUAGGAUAACUGUUAGACAAAUUACCCCACAGACCCAGGAUUUCUGGACCCAAAAUAUUGUUGAAGAGCAAUAUGGCACAGCAACAUGCCAAUUUCCUCUUGCAUUGCAUUCAAAGGACUGGAUCAAAGAAAGCAGAGUUCUGGCUGAGGGAUGGAAGGUUUCUGCUCUGUGGUACUACAUGGCUCUUUCUAGUCUGCCUUCUUAGGGAAGUCAUAGGGAUGGACCAGUAUGUGCGCAAACCCACUGGUGUUGAAUAUUUAUAUAUUAGCCAUUCUGCAAAUGAAGCAUUGAACGAUCUUUAAUUAUAAUGUAUUUUUUCUCAAUAUCCACUCUCAGAGGAGCUAUGAGAAAUUAUUAAUUCUCCUAGAUAGUGAUCAAAUUGGCUAGGAAAAAAACCCUAAUCCACCACCAAGUGAUUACUACAGUAAUGUUCAGGCCUUCAGCAGCUUCUUUAUGGAUUUAAUAUUUUCAGAGUUUUAAAGCACUAAUACACUGAAUUACUUGAUUUUAAUAUAUAUGACUUGGUGAAUCUUUUAGUUAAUAAACUCACAUGCUUAUAUUGGGUUUCUAUAAAAAAUAUGUUGAUAAUUAAAAAAAAAUCAUACAUAAAACAGGUUGUAUAAAAAUUAUAUUAAAAUACUUUUAAAUAUUGGCCCUCUUGCUAAAUCUUACACAAUGGACCUUUAAAAAUUAGACAUCUGUAAUAAAAUAAUUUGUAUAAAAUGUUUUCAGAAAUAGUUUGUUGAUUUUUGAGAAGCUGGUUAUGUGGAUUGAUUGUUACUUUGAUUCCAAAUGAGCAGCCACUAUCUUAGAAUUGAUAUUUGCAAUUGUUCCUGUUCUUAUCCUAAACAUUAUUCAUGUGGAUAAAGUGUAACAUAUCCUUUUAAACUAUUCAGAAUUGCAGAGUAGAAAUAUAGCAAAUAUUAUCUUGCAAGCAUUUGAAUGGAAAUGCAUAUGACUAAUAAGCCAGAGCACUAAUGUUUAAAAGUAUAUAUACAUAACUAUACGGUACAUGCAUAGAAUAUCAGCAUUGAUGAUACUUUCUCUGAUACAACUGGAGUAAGGAAUUAUGCCUGUUGUUGUUGUUGUCAGCUAUUCAAUUGUGUCCGUCCAACCCUUGGUCACUCUGUGGAUCAACACUCUCCCUGACACUCUAUCUCGCAUUGCCUCCUUCAGAUAUGCCAUGAUCGUUCACCAUGGACUUGUAGUGUCCAAUCAGUGAGAAGUAGGGCAAUCCCUUCUCCUUUAUCUGCUGAUCUUAUUAUGUCUAACAGGUUAGGUAUCUUUAAAGCCUUGGGCUGAGAUAAAAUUUAUGCUGAUCACUGUGAACCAAGAUCACAGUGGAUGAGGAUGCUCUAACAGUAUGCGUGAAAAUGAAACGUCAUUCAGGAUGAAGCUUUGAAAUUGAUUUGAUAGGAAAUCUAAGCAGCUCAAAGAAGAAUUAAAGACUGAAUUGCACAAGUCAACAAACACUAUCCAAUAGGACUUGGUAGGUAUGCUUGAAGAAAUUAAUAAAUAAAUAAAAGAAUUGUCUUUUUAAAUUUAGGUUGACCAGACUAGUGGUACUUAAUGACAGUCUAUCAGAUUUAAAGUUUCAGAUAAAUAUGGACAGUAUAGUGCUUUUACUCCUAGGUUCAAUCAGAUAUUAAGAACCAAGGAAUAUAAUAGUUACAUUUGUAAAUGCUUGGAUAAGAGGAAGAAUUCUGCAGAAACAUUUUUGCACUGGAAGGAUAAAUUAAAGUGUAAUUUUUUCAAGAUAAUUAAUUCAGUCAUACUUACAAAGAAAAAAGCAAAGAGUAUAUAAUUUAUAUUGUACAUUCAGAUAUAAUUUUUAGAAAGUAGCCUUUAUGAAUGGAAAAAUAGAAAAACAAGCGUAUAUAAACCGAAUCUAAAAUUAUAUACACACACAUAUAAGGUAUAAGAUACAUCUAAUAAAGCUAAAUAAAGCUCUUGUGGGUCUUUUUCAAGCCAAGUGGAAUUUAGUCAAAUUGGUUAUUGAAAAGGUAAUCCUAUCACUUCAGUCAAUUAGUUGCAGUGGUUUCAAUCAUGCUUCUAUUAUCAUUUGAGUUGGACAAUUUGGUGGAAAAUGUUUAGAGUGAAACAAGUGCAUGGAACUCUUACAGAUGAAAGGAAUAUGCUCUUAAAAUGUCUUUGCCAUCAAUUCCAGCCACUAUUCCAACAAUGCUGACAUCAUCGCAUGCUACA